Molecule: messenger RNA, 677 nt
Organism: Theileria parva strain Muguga
Lineage: Eukaryota; Apicomplexa; Aconoidasida; Piroplasmida; Theileriidae
Product: putative integral membrane protein
Exons: 5
Coding region: 141-662 (173 amino acids)
Source: RefSeq, a predicted model, not a curated record
UCUCAAUUUCUCUGUACAAUGAGCAUUUAAUACCAAAUUAUUUACUCUAAUUAUGUGUUGAAUUAUAAAUUAAAUGUGUGAACACAAUGUUAAUAUUUUCAUAAUUUAACGUUGUAGAAUUAAAAUUUAAUGGGUUGAAAAUGGAUUACGAUGAAGAGCUUAAGGAUACUUUGAAAAGUGAUUUAUUUGGCUCAAAUUCAUCGCAUUUAGUUCUCAUGUCAAUCCUCAUUCUCUUAUCCUCCGGAGUACACAUUUACCUCACCAACCUCGGCAAUUCAAUCGCGAAUUUCAUCCUAGGAUUUUUAACAUUUUUUUUCAUUUUUAAUCCUUCAGUUGUUUUGAUCAUCACACUCAUGACCUACAGUAUAACGUUAUCAUCAACUUUGUGUCUAUUAUUGGUUGUGACGCUGAUAAAACAGAAAGUGUGGAUCAUGCAUUUGAAUCGGAAAAUUCAAUUAUUUUUAUACCUCUAUGACAUUCUCAUCUCUUUCCUCAUCUUCUCAUUACUCAACAAAAUUUGGAGAUCGCCUUGUAAUGUGAGUAACGAAGGUUUACCGAAUUGGUAUUACAAUGAGUUGGAGUUGAAUAAACAGAACAUUUGGACGCCAUUCACCGGCAUGGGUAACACUCUCUUCAAACCCAAUGAUACCAUUAACAUUUAAUAUCAUACUACUGUA